UCCAUUGGCUUGGCCUUCCCUUUGGUUUGGGAUCCAGGGCCUUCUCACUUGUUGGUACCAAUCUGGUGUUGUGGAUUGACUGUGCCUGGCUUCUAGACAACCAAACAUUCAAGUUUUGACUUGAUUUUGAAGGGGAUCCCCUUCCCCACCCUCACUGUGAGAAUGUUGGUGCUUCUGGCUUUCAUCAUUGUGUUUCACAUCACCUCAGCAGCACUGCUGUUCAUCGCCACCAUUGACAAUGCCUGGUGGGUAGGAGAAGAAUUCUUCUCAGACAUCUGGAGAGUGUGUCACAACAACACUAAUUGUACAGAAAUUGAUGACUCCUUUUAUGGUUAUGCGACAAUCCAAGCUGUUCAAGCCACCAUGAUCCUCUCCACCAUCCUUUGCUGCAUAGCCCUCUUUAUCUUUGUGCUCCAACUCUUCCGCCUGAAGCAAGGAGAGAGAUUUGUUCUAACUUCAAUUAUCCAGCUACUGUCAUGUCUGUGUGUCAUGAUUGCUGCAUCCAUUUACACAAACCAGCGUGAGGAAAUCCAUACCAAUAACUUUCGUUACGAAGGAACUUCUGAUGGGAAUUAUGGCUAUUCCUUUAUCUUGGCCUGGGUUGCAUUUGCCUUUACUCUGAUCAGCGGCAUAAUGUACCUAAUACUGAGAAAGCGCAAAUAAAACCCCCGGAGCUAACUUUCCAUCACUAUAGUAGAGAACCCAAAUUCCAAUAACCAAUUUGUAUAUAAUCUUUUUUUUUGUUUUGUUUUGUAGCAAAAGUAUUGUUUCUUUGAAAAGUGAAAGAAAAAAAAAGUUCUGCAUCCUUGAUUAUAUGAUAGAAAGACUAUGAAAAGGAACAGGCAGUAUUCUGGAACACUUGGCCUCCCAAGAGGUUGAACAAGACAAGCUAACAAUCUGAUUUCCUGAGCAUAAUGUUUCUUAACCUGACGGUGCCGGUGAUCGGAUGCAACCAGAUACUAACAAGCCCCUUCCCUUCCUCAUCCGGCAGGGCUCCUAUCGUGGCACAUACAGCACAUAGGACGAUUCAAGACCUCCCUCUCCUCUCCCAAUGGGGCUCUUAUUCCUCAGUGGCUUGCUAUGGGCCAUAGAGGAAGAAGGUGGAAUCAGAGGCAUAGGGGAAAAGCAACAAUGAGAACAACAAAGCCAAAGACUGUAGGUCAGAUGACACAUCAGCCCCCAUAGUCACAGGAGAAGUUUGCAAAGGCCGGUGUUGGUUGGAUUGUCUGGUGUGUGUGUCCGUGUGUGCUAACCACAAGGUUCAAGUCAGUCCUGUGGUGGCUUGCGAAUUUGUACAGUUAAAUGCAGUGGCUCUUGCUGGGAAAACCACUUGCUUUGAAAAAAAAAAAAAUCAGCAAUGUAGACCAGUGGUUCCCAAACUCUUUUGGCCUACCUCCCCCUUUCCAG
Messenger RNA from Gracilinanus agilis (Agile Gracile Mouse Opossum), 1407 nucleotides. It is a transcript of the gene EMP2, whose product is annotated as epithelial membrane protein 2. The record is from RefSeq and is a predicted model, not a curated record. The transcript has 5 exons. The coding region runs from base 163 to 663 and encodes 166 amino acids. Gene Ontology annotation, cellular component: plasma membrane. Lineage: Eukaryota; Metazoa; Chordata; Mammalia; Didelphimorphia; Didelphidae.